AUGAAUAAAUUAUUUAUUUUUUCAAUUAUUUUAACAAUUAUUUUGGCUAUUUAUUUAAGUUUUUUGUUUAUUGGAUUAAAGGAAAAUGAUGUUUGUUUUUUAAAAAUUCCAGAAAAAGGCUAUUUUGGAACAGGAGAACCUAAAAAUGAUGAUUUAAACAUUAAAAAAUUUAAAAUUGAAUUUUCUUUAAAAGAGAUUAAUCAAUUAAAAGAAAGGCUUGGGAAGGCGAGAAUUGGACAUUUUGAAUUAGAAAAUAUAAAUGAUUGGAGUUAUGGGGUUAAAUUGAAUGAAUUAAUUGAAUGGAGUAAUUAUUGGAAGGAUAAAUUUGAUUUUAAUAAAAUGGAGGGAAAUUUAAAUAAAUAUCCACAAUAUUUAACACAAAUUGAGGGAAUUAUGAUUCACUUCCUUCAUGUAAAACCACCGAAACCAAAAGCUUAUCGCCGUAUUAUUCCACUUAUUUUGGUUCAUGGCUGGCCUGGAAAUGUUUACGAAUUUUAUAAAAUAAUUCCAAUGUUAACAGACCCAAAGUCUCAUUCUCUGGAUUUUGAUAUUGCUUUUGAAGUUAUUGCUCCUUCAAUUCCUGGAUAUGGAUUCUCUGAACAGCCACACAAAAAAGGCUUUGAUUCAAUUGCUACUGCUCGGAUUUUUAAUCAUUUAAUGACUGAACGCCUCGGAUUUAAACAAUAUUUAGCCCAAGGGGGUGAUUGGGGUUCAUUAAUAGUUUCCACUCUUGGACGUUAUUAUUCAACUAAUUUAAUUGGAAUUCACAUAAAUAUGGCAUUUAUUAGUCCAUUUGAUAGUUGCAAACAUUUUAUUCUUUCGUUAAUUGGUUGUUAUAAACCUGAAUGGGUUUUUUCUGAACCUGAACAUUUUAAGAAUUUUUCAAUAAAAGAAAAAUAUUUGGGACUUUUAGAGGAAUCUGGAUAUAUGCAUAUACAAGCAACUAAACCAGACACUGUAGGUGUUGGCUUAAAUGAUUCACCUAUUGGAUUACUUGCUUAUAUUUUAGAAAAAUUCUCAACAUGGACAAAUCCUUCUUAUCUUUCUUUGCCUGAUGGGGGGAUUUUAAAAAAAUAUUCUCGUGAGGAUAUAUUAACAAUAAUAAGUAUUUAUUGGUUACAAGGAAAUAUUUUAAGUUCUCAACGUUAUUAUAAAGAAAAUUUUUUGAGUAAAAAUAUUUUUAAUUCAAAAUAUAUAAAUAUUCCAACUGCUUACGCUGCUUUUCCUUAUGAUAUUGGUGAAGUAACACCAAAAGAAUUAAUCCAAUUAAAUUAUAAUUUAACACAAAUGACUAUAUUUACUGAUGGGGGACAUUUUGCUGCAUUUGAAAUGCCUAAAGAAUUAGCUAAUGAUAUUUUAAAUUUUGGAUUGAAAUUUUAAAGAUGAAUUUAAAAUGAUUAAAUAUUUUUUUAAUUUUAUUUUUAAUAAAAAAAAUUUUCAUGAUUGUGUCGAAUAGGAGAAAUUUAAUAUUGGGAUUUAUAUGACAUUUUGCUAUUCCGUAUAAACAACAGACACUUUUUAACGUUUUUCUCUGAAUUUUUAUUCUCUCAGACAGGUAUCAUAAAAAAUAAGACUUUU
Meloidogyne enterolobii is the source of this 1578-nucleotide messenger RNA. Lineage: Eukaryota; Metazoa; Nematoda; Chromadorea; Rhabditida; Meloidogynidae. The record is from the annotation of a GenBank genome assembly.